Cylicocyclus nassatus is the source of this 1848-nucleotide messenger RNA. The record is from the annotation of a GenBank genome assembly. NCBI's taxonomy places the organism in Eukaryota, Metazoa, Nematoda, Chromadorea, Rhabditida, Strongylidae.
AUGGAAGGUACAAGAAAAUCUCUCAGCGAUGACUUCAACACUCAACCUGUGGACGGCGAUAGUUCUGGUCCAACGUCCAGCAGUUCAUCAUCCUCUUCGGCUGUGAGACAUGCUUAUGCCAUAUUGGAGUCGCUGAUGGAGCCCGUACCUAGAAUAGAACUUCGUGAAGAAACUUUCAUUUGUGGGCGCGGAGUCUCUGUUCAAGUCCAUUAUGAUUUUGGAGUGCUCAGUAACAAACCACGGAUAUACAACUUCAUUAGCAGACAACAAUUCCGCCUAGAUAGGAAAUGUGGGCGUACUAUACUAACUGAUCUCUCUUUCAAUGGUACUUACGUGAAUAAAACCUUAGUUGGUAAAACAUCCACUCGGGAUUUGGUUAAUGGAGACGUAAUCAGUUGUGGACGCUCUGAUACAUUUAUAUUCGUGUAUAAAGAACGCUCUGAUGAUAUCUAUCCUGCAGCACUGACAGAAAAAUAUAUCAUGACCGAUAUCUCUCUUGGUAAAGGAGGUUACGGUGUGGUUCUGCUGGGAAAACUGCGUCGCAAUUGCUCAGAGGUAGCUGUGAAGAUUGUUGAUAUCGCACAAUUAUCGCGCCGGUUCAGUCGGAUCAUUUCCAAAGCCAUCGAUGUGGAGAAGGAGGUGAACAUCAUGCUGCAAAUCUCUCAUCCAAACUGCGUUCAGUUCAUGGAUUGGAUUGAAACUGACAAGACUGCAUACAUCGUUAUGGAAAAGGUUGGUGGCGGCGAACUCUUCGACAGAAUCGUUGAUCCAAAAUGGAAUGGAAUGGGUUUUGGUGAGGAUCUGUGCAAAUUUUAUGCGUGGCAGCUCUUGAGUGCUGUGGAGUAUCUCCACGAGCGCAGCAUUACACAUCGCGAUAUCAAACCAGAAAAUAUACUUUGCAUGACAAAAGACGACUACACUAUCGUCAAGCUGGCUGAUUUUGGCCUCGCUAAGGACGCAGAUGCCUCAACCAUGAAAACAUACUGUGGUACGCCUAAUUACAUGGCUCCGGAGAUGAUGGAUAAUGAGAAGAUUCCUUAUAAUCCAAGAGUUGACAUGUGGAGCCUGGGUGUAGUGCUUUUUACCGGUAUUUCUGGCUACCCUCCAUUCAGUGAUGACUAUCAGGACAUGGAUCUGAGGUCACAGAUAAAGAAAGGUCGACUCAUAUUUCAUAAUCAAUGGAAAUACGUGACUUUGGAAACACAGCACGUCAUCAAAAUGAUGCUGAGAGUUGAUCCCAUACUGCGAGUGUCUGCAAGUGACGCUCUGAAAAAGUCAUGGUUACAAAACAGCGAACCUGUCUCGAAAGCGAAGGCGAUCGUAGCGAAAUUUGUACAAGAACGGAAGGAUUUGGACAAUACAGACGGUGAAAUUUUCACGGAAGUGCAGUCUUGACAAAUUUGUCUCCAUUUUCAUCACCUCGCCUUUAUCGUAACUCUGCUUAUUUUUGUAAUAUAUUAUUUGUUGUGGUCCCAUCUUUUUCAUCAUGUUAAUCGCUGUACACAUUCGUUCCGAAACUUGAAGUCUUUCUGUGUCAUUCUCGGUGCUCAUCUGUUUAUGAAUAUCACUCGGUGAAUUUAGAAGCUCGACCAGACUCUUUACCAUUGUUCAUACAUGUUUACCCUCAUGAAUUUCUUAUGCAUUGAUUUUCCAGAAAAACCCUUUAUCAUCUUUCCAUCAAAAGUUUACCUCGAAGUUUUGAUCUUUCGCAUAUGCAGGUAUUAGAUGAUGAAGUUUAUUCUCAUGAAGCUCUCAGCAAUGCCAUCUUCUAUUUUCAUCAAAAUUGCUAUUAAUAAUGUCUGUCAUAUUACUCGCCUUGAUUUUUGUCUUCUGAAGACGUUAGUAAUA